GUUGUGUUGAUUUUGGAUCGUUCUCAUAAAUUCUCAAAGAAUCCAAAGAAUUUAUCGCUGCGGUUAUAUUUGUGGUAACAUUCUCAUUCUCCUUGCCGUUCGCAAAGUAACAUAACCGACUCAGAACUCUACGUAGAGUAGAGAUACAAAAUGUGUCCAGAUUGUAUUCUGAACACGGCCCUUUAAUUGGGACAGAGUGCAGUGCACUCCGGCAUUGCACUGAAACACAGGUGUUCCUUUGCCGUAAUCAUCAUGCGAUUGGGUAAUACCCGUUGCACAUAACCAUUGUGAUGAUACCUGCUCGAUCCUGUUUAUCAUACGGACCGAUUGCAUGAGUUGACAGGUAGUGUAGAGUAGUUGUUAUUAAUAAAUUCUACGAAAAUUGGUAACGUGAAUUUACAAUAAAAAAGUGCAAUAAUGGCCCUAAAAUCAGCCAAAAUACAACGUUCUUCAAAGUAUUCAGAUUGCCGAGAUUAAGAUAGCCGAUCAUCAAAUUAUUUUAAUCUAAAACUGAUUAAAGAUUCUGAUAUUCCUGACGUGUACUGGCCCUACAGCGUGACAUCAUAUGUAAAAGCUCCCUAUAGAGAUAGGGGGGUAAUGAUAGCUGACAUGAGUGGGAGAAAAAGAAUACACUCGUAUGAAGAAUGUCACACGCUGCGGAGUAAAUGAAGAAUUCAGACUAGUCCUGCCGUUUUGUACGAUGUCAGAUGGGGUCAACGGUGGUGCUGGGGAAAAUGAGGUAGAUUCUCAUACCUCUUUACAUAUUGGAACGGUUAAUUCUUCUAAUAGAGGGGAAGAUGAAACAUUGGAUCCUGAUAGUGAAGCUGCCUUAAAUACAAAUUAUGAUAGUAGUGAUGGUAUUUUACAGGUUUACAGAUGUGAACGUUGUGAUAAUUAUGAAACUAUAAACAAAACAGAAUUUUGUACACAUCAAGAGCAGUGCCUUGUGAGUGGAGAUGCAGGUGAAAGUACUGAAGGCAUCGAGGGUACUGAAAACGAUAUCGAUGGAGAGGAAGGACACCGGUCUCAUAGGAAAAUGUUUGAAUGCGAUGUCUGUAAUAUGAAAUUUUCUAAUGGAGCUAAUAUGAGGCGACACAAGAUGAGACAUACUGGUGUGAAGCCUUAUGAGUGUCGAAUAUGUCAGAAAAGAUUUUUUCGUAAGGAUCAUCUUGCUGAGCAUUUUACGACACAUUCGAAAACUUUGCCUUAUCACUGUCCUAUCUGUAAUAGAGGCUUUCAAAGACAAAUUGCAAUGAGAGCUCAUUUUCAAAACGAACAUGUUGGUCAACAUGACAUGGUUAAAUCCUGCCCUUUAUGUCACUACAGAGCUUCCACCAUGAAAUGCCUGAGACUACAUUUUUUUAAUAGACAUGGUAUAGAUUUGGAUAACCCAGGACCAAAUAAUUCAACUUCAAUAUUGAACAGCUGUUCUCCUGGGGAAGCUGUGCAUUCUGCCCCUUUGUCUGAUAGCGGUGAUAGUACUGGCAAUCGAUCGGCUGAUAAUGCAACUCCACCGAUGCAUUUUCUUACGCCGCACGUUGAAAUUUCGAUCCCUUAUCCAGAACAAGCCAUUAAUCAACAUAAUGAGAGUCCGGUUUUAUUAAAUGGGGAGACCCCAUGUAGUCCACAAAGCGCCGACAGUAAUAGCAAUGUUCCGAGCAGUAGCCACCAACACCGAUCUAAUAACACCAAUGCUGUUCACAGAAACAGUAGUGGUGGAGAUGAAACCAUCACUCCAUCAAUUUCACUUAUUCCAAUAAAACAAGAACCAAACUGUAAUGGCCUAGAUGAAAAUGGUGCAACCUCCAGUAAUCUACCGUUGCAAUCUUUAAUAAAGGUCUCUCCUCUAAAGUCAUUGUUGAGAGAUGAUCUUCGCAGAAAAUUGUCGAAUAAUUGUCAUAAUAACAAUAAUAAUAAUUCAUCUUCAAAUCUACAUUUACGUGGUGAACCUCCGUCUUCUACUAGACCAGAUUCUCGUUCGAGCGGGUUGCAGUGUACACACUGCAGAAUAACUUUUCCUGAUCAAACUUUAUAUUUUUUACAUAAAGGUUGUCACAGUGAAAGCAAUCCAUGGAAGUGCAAUAUCUGUGGUGAACAGUGUUGUAAUCUCUAUCAGUUUAAUUCACAUUUGCUUAGCAAAAGUCAUCAGUAAUAAGGGAACAAAAAGGCACUUUAAAUAUUUUUUUUAUCAAUUUGUGUAAAAUUUUUAUACACGAAAGAAGUUUUUUCGAAAUAUAUUAUUUUAAUCUAUAAAAGAUUGUAUUUUUAAAUGGCACCAUAAGACUUAUAUCAUGCUAUUCUUCCACAUUGAACCAAUGAAUGCUGCGCUCGCAAAGAAUGAAAAAUUGUGUAUUGUAUAGUCCGUAAAUUC
Messenger RNA from Belonocnema kinseyi, 2371 nucleotides. RefSeq names its product zinc finger protein ztf-16. The coding region runs from base 638 to 2152 and encodes 504 amino acids. The record is from RefSeq and is a predicted model, not a curated record. Gene Ontology annotation, biological process: regulation of transcription by RNA polymerase II. The transcript has 7 exons. NCBI's taxonomy places the organism in Eukaryota, Metazoa, Arthropoda, Insecta, Hymenoptera, Cynipidae. Gene Ontology annotation, molecular function: DNA-binding transcription factor activity; RNA polymerase II cis-regulatory region sequence-specific DNA binding.